AGCAGAAAGUGUCAUUUCAUCAGUUUCAGAAUUGCAUAAUAGAAAGGUAUCACCAACAACUAGAGCUCUUACAUUGAGAUGACACAAAAUAGAUCAAAUCAAUACAACUGAUCGAAGUGGCCAGGCUGUAAUUGUUUUGUGACAAGAUAGUUGGUAUAUGGAAACUCUUAAACCAAAGAAGUAUGUAUGUUUGGAUAAGUUAUGUUUACAGUUCGUUGAAUCUCUUUCCAUGAAAAUUUAGUGCAUGUAAACAUCUCAGGGACAAACGAACCCUCAUACAGUAGUUCUAGCAAGUAAAUAUUAGCUUGUGUUGAGUGAUAAAUUAUGCUAAAUAAUAGUGCAGUGAGAAAUUCAUCAAUUUAAAAUUGCUACUGUUUAAGUAUCAAACGCAUAAGUAUGUAUUUAUUUACUAUGCAUAAAUUAAAUCUACCCGUUGAACUCCAGUUUUAAUUGUGAAGGCAAAUCCUAUAAACGAUACAUACGCACAGUACUGUUGAUAAAAAUGGACAUCAAUGAGAAAACGUGCUUAUUGAAUAAAGGCAAAUUUACGGGAUACACUUCAAAUAAGGACACGCUUAACCCUACAAUUGUCCCGUUCUCUACAACCUUCUCUGGCAAUCAAGGCGACGGGAAAUUGACAAUCACAGAGCCUAUCACAUACACCUGGAAUAAUGUAAAUGUGUGGGUAGGUUCGGGCAGUCAAAAUGGGAAUGAAAAAAAUGAUGUCGAUAUGGAAAGUGGUAUCUUCAACUGUUUUAACAGGAAGAAGAACGGAGUGGUUUCAAAGCAAAUUCUUAGAAAUGUAACUGGGAUCGUUCGACCUGGUGAACUGUUGGCCAUUAUGGGCGCUUCAGGUGCUGGAAAAACAACAUUAUUGAACCAAUUGACCUUUAGAAACACUGGCAAGCUCAAAAUGAGCGGAGAAAUAAAGAUCAAUGGCGUGGCUGUGUCUCCAGACAUAAUCACAUCCGUUUCCGCUUAUGUGCAACAAGAAGAUCUGUUUAUCUCAACAUUGACCGUGAGAGAGCACCUCGUGUUCACGGCUCUAGUCAGAAUGGAUAAACACCUGACCUACAAACAGAGGAUGCAAAGGGUAGACAGCGUUAUUCAAGAGUUGGGGCUUACAAAAUGUGCUGAGACAAUAAUUGGUAUGCCAGGACGAGUGAAAGGCAUUUCCGGAGGAGAAAUGAAAAGAUUGGCCUUCGCAUCUGAGGUAUUAACAGACUGCCAAUUAUGGUUCUGUGAUGAGGUUACCAGCGGGCUAGAUUCUUAUAUGGCUUCGAAUGUUAUCGAAUUACUGAAAGAAAUGGCAAGUAAAGGAAAAACAAUAAUCUGCACAAUCCAUCAACCGUCAUCUGAAGUGUACGCAAUGUUUGACAGAGUUUUACUAAUGGCGGAAGGCAGAAGUGCAUUUUUAGGAGAUGCCAAGGAAGCUGUUGAAUUCUUUAAACUUCAAGGAUAUCCCUGCCCUCCAAAUUAUAAUCCAGCAGAUUUUUUUAUUCAAACACUGGCGAUUCAAUCUGGAAUCGAAGAGGAAUGUUUAAAAAAUGUGAGACAAAUCUGCAACUCUUUCGAUUCUAGUGAUACUGCACGAGCAAUUAAGACUAGUGUAGAAGAAAUUCCACCUCAAAACGUGGAGUUUUUUGAAAUGCAAGCAGCCAUGAAAAGUCGUUCUCCAUAUAAAGCAUCUUGGGUGGCACAAUUUCGAGCAGUUCUAUGGCGUAGUUGGAUGUCUAUGAUUAAGGAGCCAAUGGUUAUACGAGUACGGCUAAUCCAGACUUUGGUAAUUGCCCUCAUUCUAGGUGCCAUAUAUUUUGGCCAAGAAUUGGAUCAAAAAGGCGUAAUGAAUUUGAACGGUGCUCUUUUUCUUUUCCUCACAAACAUGACUUUCCAAAAUGUGUUUGCUGUGAUUAACGUGUUCUGUGUGGAGUUACCAAUAUUUUUACGUGAACAUUUUAAUGGCAUGUAUCGGACUGAUGUCUACUUUUUGUCGAAAACGCUAGCGGAAGUGCCACUCUACAUUCUCUUCCCUUUCGGCUUUAUAUCAAUUACGUAUUACAUGGUGGGGUUUAAUCCAGACUUCGACCGUUUCUUAAUCGCCUGUCUCGUGGUAGUUCUCGUAGCAAAUGUUGCAUGUUCAUUUGGUUACAUGAUAUCCUGCAUCAGCGGCUCUGUGACGAUGGCAUUAAGUUUAGCCCCUCCAUUAAUUAUCCCCUUCAUGCUGUUUGGGGGAUUCUUCUUAAACAAAGGUUCUAUACCAGUAUACUUUGUUUGGCUGAGAUAUCUAAGUUGGUUCAAUUACGGAAAUGAAGCUCUAGCCAUAAACCAAUGGAGAGGUGUGGAUGACAUUAAAUGUGAUGUUUCAAAUUUAACGUGUCCGAGAAAUGGAGAUGUAAUUUUGGAAACUCUGAACUUUGAGAAAGAUAACUUGACAAUAGACAUUGUCAGUUUAGUCGCCUUGCUAAUCGGUUACAGGGUCAUUGCCUUCAUCGCCCUAUUGGCUAAGACUUACAGGAAGACCUGAAUAUUUAUUAUUUUGGUAUAUUAUUUAAAUGCCCCACUGUAAAUUAAUGCUCUCAAUCAUGGUGAUUUUGGCAAUCUUAAAAAGUUGUAAGUUGACAAAAAUGAGAAAUAAUAAAUGUGAUUUUUAAUA
Folsomia candida is the source of this 2653-nucleotide messenger RNA. RefSeq names its product protein white. Lineage: Eukaryota; Metazoa; Arthropoda; Collembola; Entomobryomorpha; Isotomidae. Bases 503 to 2524 code for a protein of 673 amino acids. The transcript is spliced from 18 exons. Gene Ontology annotation, molecular function: ABC-type transporter activity; ATP hydrolysis activity; ATP binding. Gene Ontology annotation, cellular component: plasma membrane. The record is from RefSeq and is a predicted model, not a curated record. Gene Ontology annotation, biological process: transmembrane transport.